Haliotis rufescens (red abalone) is the source of this 21681-nucleotide messenger RNA. Its product is annotated as pneumococcal serine-rich repeat protein-like. The coding region runs from base 13 to 21126 and encodes 7037 amino acids. The record is from RefSeq and is a predicted model, not a curated record. The transcript has 10 exons. NCBI's taxonomy places the organism in Eukaryota, Metazoa, Mollusca, Gastropoda, Lepetellida, Haliotidae.
ACCACCUCAACAAUGUCCACUCUGGAAUCUACAGAAGCAACGUCGACCACACAAACAAGUGAACCGUUGACUGUUUCCACUGAAUCGGCCUCCACAGACACUGCCUCUCUUGCUACUGCAUCUUCAUCUUCCUCAGUGGAGCCAACGACGCAAGAAACCACAGCGACUGGGGCGUCUUCAACCUCUACUGCUUCAACAACAGAGGAAAGCUCGACGUCAGAAAUGGUGACUGACGCAUCCUCAAUCGUAACAGAAACUACAUCUACCACAACAAUUUCUUCUGCCACAGAGACAUCAACCGAGACCUCCACGCUUUCAACUCUGUUGACACCCACCACGAGAGAGACUAUCACCCCAUCAAUCGAACCGACAACAGCUGCUUCCAUUCGGACAACAGAGCUCUCCACUGAUACAACAAUGGGAGAAGCGUCCACGGUAUCAGAAGCUAGCACUGAGUCUACCCCCUCGGAAACAACCUUCCAAGUCAAAAACACAGGAUCUACUCUUUCUCAGCAAUCCACCACCUCAACAUCAGCUUCACAGAGUACUACUGAAGCAAUGACCUCUUCAGUGUUUAGCUCGAUCAGUGAAGCAAGCACCUCCGAGUCCACGUUCAGCAGCCAAGCCCAAUAUACCACUCAAGGCUCAACAGAGGAAUCUUCAACACAGACGGUUUCACCCCCUGCAGUGGCCACUGCUACAGCCACAGAGGAAACGUCAAGUACAAUAACUCCUGGCCCUUAUCAAGCAUCAAUUUCAACAGAAAGGCAUCUGACUGACGUUUCCGCCACCAAGUCCACUACGAUGGAAGCCACCUCAACAAUGUCCACUCUGGAAUCUACAGAAGCAACGUCGACCACACAAACAAGUGAACCGUUGACUGUUUCCACUGAAUCGGCCUCCACAGACACUGCCUCUCUUGCUACUGCAUCUUCAUCUUCCUCAGUGGAGCCAACGACGCAAGAAACCACAGCGACUGGGGCGUCUUCAACCUCUACUGCUUCAACAACAGAGGAAAGCUCGACGUCAGAAAUGGUGACUGACGCAUCCUCAGCUGUAACAGAAACUACAUCUACCACAACAAUUUCUUCUGCCCCAGAGACAUCAACCGAGACCUCCACGCUUUCAACUCUGUUGACACCCACCACGAGAGAGACUAUCACCCCAUCAAUCGAACCGACAACAGCUGCUUCCAUUCGGACAACAGAGCUCUCCACUGAUACAACAAUGGGAGAAGCGUCCACGGUAUCAGAAGCUAGCACUGAGUCUACCCCCUCGGAAACAACCUUCCAAGUCACAAACACAGGAUCUACUCUUUCUCAGCAAUCCACCACCUCAACAUCAGCUUCAGAGAGUACUACUGAAGCAAUGACCUCUUCAGUGUUUAGCUCGAUCAGUGAAGCAAGCACCUCCGAGUCCACGUUCAGCAGCCAAGCCCAAUAUACCACUCAAGGCUCAACAGAGGAAUCUUCAACACAGACGGUUUCACCCCCUGCAGUGGCCACUGCUACAGCCACAGAGGAAACGUCAAGUACAAUAACUCCUGGCCCUUAUCAAGCAUCAAUUUCAACAGAAAGGCAUCUGACUGACGUUUCCGCCACCAAGUCCACUACGAUGGAAGCCACCUCAACAAUGUCCACUCUGGAAUCUACAGAAGCAACGUCGACCACACAAACAAGUGAACCGUUGACUGUUUCCACUGAAUCGGCCUCCACAGACACUGUCUCUCUUGCUACUGCAUCUUCAUCUUCCUCAGUGGAGCCAACGACGCAAGAAACCACAGCGACUGGGGCGUCUUCAACCUCUACUGCUUCAACAACAGAGGAAAGCUCGACGUCAGAAAUGGUGACUGACGCAUCCUCAAUCGUAACAGAAACUACAUCUACCACAACAAUUUCUUCUGCCCCAGAGACAUCAACCGAGACCUCCACGCUUUCAACUCUGUUGACACCCACCACGAGAGAGACUAUCACCCCAUCAAUCGAACCGACAACAGCUGCUUCCAUUCGGACAACAGAGCUCUCCACUGAUACAACAAUGGGAGAAGCGUCCACGGUAUCAGAAGCUAGCACUGAGUCUACCCCCUCGGAAACAACCUUCCAAGUCAAAAACACAGGAUCUACUCUUUCUCAGCAAUCCACCACCUCAACAUCAGCUUCACAGAGUACUACUGAAGCAAUGACCUCUUCAGUGUUUAGCUCGAUCAGUGAAGCAAGCACCUCCGAGUCCACGUUCAGCAGCCAAGCCCAAUAUACCACUCAAGGCUCAACAGAGGAAUCUUCAACACAGACGGUUUCACCCCCUGCAGUGGCCACUGCUACAGCCACAGAGGAAACGUCAAGUACAAUAACUCCUGGCCCUUAUCAAGCAUCAAUUUCAACAGAAAGGCAUCUGACUGACGUUUCCGCCACCAAGUCCACUACGAUGGAAGCCACCUCAACAAUGUCCACUCUGGAAUCUACAGAAGCAACGUCGACCACACAAACAAGUGAACCGUUGACUGUUUCCACUGAAUCGGCCUCCACAGACACUGCCUCUCUUGCUACUGCAUCUUCAUCUUCCUCAGUGGAGCCAACGACGCAAGAAACCACAGCGACUGGGGCGUCUUCAACCUCUACUGCUUCAACAACAGAGGAAAGCUCGACGUCAGAAAUGGUGACUGACGCAUCCUCAGCUGUAACAGAAACUACAUCUACCACAACCAUUUCUUCUGCCCCAGAGACAUCAACCGAGACCUCCACGCUUUCAACUCUGUUGACACCCACCACGAGAGAGACUAUCACACCAUCAAUCAAACCGACAACAGCUGCUUCCACUCGGACAACAGAGCUCUCCACUGAUACAACAAUGGGAGAAGCGUCCACGGUAUCAGAAGCUAGCACUGAGUCUACCCCCUCGGAAACAACCUUCCAAGUCACAAACACGGGAUCUACUCUUUCUCAGCAAUCCACCACCUCAACAUCAGCUUCAGAGAGUACUACUGAAGCAAUGACCUCUUCAGUGUUUAGCUCGAUCAGUGAAGCAAGCACCUCCGAGUCCACGUUCAGCAGCCAAGCCCAAUAUACCACUCAAGGUUCAACAGAGGAAUCUUCAACACAGACGGUUUCACCCCCUGCAGUGGCCACUGCUACAGCCACAGAGGAAACGUCAAGUACAAUAACUCCUGGCCCUAAUCAAGCAUCAAUUUCAACAGAAAGGCAUCUGACUGACGUUUCCGCCACCAAGUCCACUACGAUGGAAGCCACCUCAACAAUGUCCACUCUGGAAUCUACAGAAGCAACGUCGACCACACAAACAAGAGAACUGUUGACUGUUUCCACUGAAUCGGCCUCCACAGACACUGCCUCUCUUGCUACUGCAUCUUCAUCUUCCUCAGUGGAGCCAACGACGCAAGAAACCACAGCGACUGGGGCGUCUUCAACCUCUACUGCUUCAACAACAGAGGAAAGCUCGACGUCAGAAAUGGUGACUGACGCAUCCUCAGCUGUAACAGAAACUACAUCUACCACAACAAUUUCUUCUGCCACAGAGACAUCAACCGAGACCUCCACGCUUUCAACUCUGUUGACACCCACCACGAGAGAGACUAUCACACCAUCAAUCGAACCGACAACAGCUGCUUCCACUCGGACAACAGAGCUCUCCACUGAUACAACAAUGGGAGAAGCGUCCACGGUAUCAGAAGCUAGCACUGAGUCUACCCCCUCGGAAACAACCUUCCAAGUCACAAACACGGGAUCUACUCUUUCUCAGCAAUCCACCACCUCAACAUCAGCUUCAGAGAGUACUACUGAAGCAAUGACCUCUUCAGUGUUUAGCUCGAUCAGUGAAGCAAGCACCUCCGAGUCCACGUUCAGCAGCCAAGCCCAAUAUACCACUCAAGGCUCAACAGAGGAAUCUUCAACACAGACGGUUUCACCCCCUGCAGUGGCCACUGCUACAGCCACAGAGGAAACGUCAAGUACAAUAACUCCUGGCCCUUAUCAAGCAUCAAUUUCAACAGAAAGGCAUCUGACUGACGUUUCCGCCACCAAGUCCACUACGAUGGAAGCCACCUCAACAAUGUCCACUCUGGAAUCUACAGAAGCAACGUCGACCACACAAACAAGUGAACCGUUGACUGUUUCCACUGAAUCGGCCUCCACAGACACUGCCUCUCUUGCUACUGCAUCUUCAUCUUCCUCAGUGGAGCCAACGACGCAAGAAACCACAGCGACUGGGGCGUCUUCAACCUCUACUGCUUCAACAACAGAGGAAAGCUCGACGUCAGAAAUGGUGACUGACGCAUCCUCAGCUGUAACAGAAACUACAUCUACCACAACCAUUUCUUCUGCCACAGAGUCAUCAACCGAGACCUCCACGCUUUCAACUCUGUUGACACCCACCACGAGAGAGACUAUCACACCAUCAAUCGAACCGACAACAGCUGCUUCCAUUCGGACAACAGAGCUCUCCACUGAUACAACAAUGGGAGAAGCGUCCACGGUAUCAGAAGCUAGCACUGAGUCUACCCCCUCGGAAACAACCUUCCAAGUCACAAACACAGGAUCUACUCUUUCUCAGCAAUCCACCACCUCAACAUCAGCUUCAGAGAGUACCACUGAAGCAAUGACCUCUUCAGUGUUUAGCUCGAUCAGUGAAGCAAGCACCUCCGAGUCCACGUUCAGCAGCCAAGCCCAAUAUACCACUCAAGGCUCAACAGAGGAAUCUUCAACACAGACGGUUUCACCCCCUGCAGUGGCCACUGCUACAGCCACAGAGGAAACGUCAAGUACAAUAACUCCUGGCCCUUAUCAAGCAUCAAUUUCAACAGAAAGGCAUCUGACUGACGUUUCCGCCACCACGUCCACUACGAUGGAAGCCACCUCAACAAUGUCCACUCUGGAAUCUACAGAAGCAACGUCGACCACACAAACAAGUGAACCGUUGACUGUUUCCACUGAAUCGGCCUCCACAGACACUGCCUCUCUUGCUACUGCAUCUUCAUCUUCCUCAGUGGAGCCAACGACGCAAGAAACCACAGCGACUGGGGCGUCUUCAACCUCUACUGCUUCAACAACAGAGGAAAGCUCGACGUCAGAAAUGGUGACUGACGCAUCCUCAGCUGUAACAGAAACUACAUCUACCACAACAAUUUCUUCUGCCACAGAGACAUCAACCGAGACCUCCACGCUUUCAACUCUGUUGACACCCACCACGAGAGAGACUAUCACACCAUCAAUCGAACCGACAACAGCUGCUUCCACUCGGACAACAGAGCUCUCCACUGAUACAACAAUGGGAGAAGCGUCCACGGUAUCAGAAGCUAGCACUGAGUCUACCCCCUCGGAAACAACCUUCCAAGUCACAAACACGGGAUCUACUCUUUCUCAGCAAUCCACCACCUCAACAUCAGCUUCAGAGAGUACUACUGAAGCAAUGACCUCUUCAGUGUUUAGCUCGAUCAGUGAAGCAAGCACCUCCGAGUCCACGUUCAGCAGCCAAGCCCAAUAUACCACUCAAGGCUCAACAGAGGAAUCUUCAACACAGACGGUUUCACCCCCUGCAGUGGCCACUGCUACAGCCACAGAGGAAACGUCAAGUACAAUAACUCCUGGCCCUUAUCAAGCAUCAAUUUCAACAGAAAGGCAUCUGACUGACGUUUCCGCCACCACGUCCACUACGAUGGAAGCCACCUCAACAAUGUCCACUCUGGAAUCUACAGAAGCAACGUCGACCACACAAACAAGUGAACUGUUGACUGUUUCCACUGAAUCGGCCUCCACAGACACUGCCUCUCUUGCUACUGCAUCUUCAUCUUCCUCAGUGGAGCCAACGACGCAAGAAACCACAGCGACUGGGGCGUCUUCAACCUCUACUGCUUCAACAACAGAGGAAAGCUCGACGUCAGAAAUGGUGACUGACGCAUCCUCAGCUGUAACAGAAACUACAUCUACCACAACAAUUUCUUCUGCCCCAGAGACAUCAACCGAGACCUCCACGCUUUCAACUCUGUUGACACCCACCACGAGAGAGACUAUCACACCAUCAAUCGAACCGACAACAGCUGCUUCCACUCGGACAACAGAGCUCUCCACUGAUACAACAAUGGGAGAAGCGUCCACGGUAUCAGAAGCUAGCACUGAGUCUACCCCCUCGGAAACAACCUUCCAAGUCACAAACACGGGAUCUACUCUUUCUCAGCAAUCCACCACCUCAACAUCAGCUUCAGAGAGUACUACUGAAGCAAUGACCUCUUCAGUGUUUAGCUCGAUCAGUGAAGCAAGCACCUCCGAGUCCACUUUCAGCAGCCAAGCCCAAUAUACCACUCAAGGCUCAACAGAGGAAUCUUCAACACAGACAGUUUCACCCCCUGCAGUGGCCACUGCUACAGCCACAGAGGAAACGUCAAGUACAAUAACUCCUGGCCCUUAUCAAGCAUCAAUUUCAACAGAAAGGCAUCUGACUGACGUUUCCGCCACCAAGUCCACUACGAUGGAAGCCACCUCAACAAUGUCCACUCUGGAAUCUACAGAAGCAACGUCGACCACACAAACAAGUGAACCGUUGACUGUUUCCACUGAAUCGGCCUCCACAGACACUGCCUCUCUUGCUACUGCAUCUUCAUCUUCCUCAGUGGAGCCAACGACGCCAGAAACCACAGCGACUGGGGCGUCUUCAACCUCUACAUCUUCAACAACAGAGGAAAGCUCGACGUCAGAAAUGGUGACUGACGCAUCCUCAGCUGUAACAGAAACUACAUCUACCACAACAAUUUCUUCUGCCCCAGAGACAUCAACCGAGACCUCCACGCUUUCAACUCUGUUGACACCCACCACGAGAGAGACUAUCACCCCAUCAAUCGAACCGACAACAGCUGCUUCCAUUCGGACAACAGAGCUCUCCACUGAUACAACAAUGGGAGAAGCGUCCACGGUAUCAGAAGCUAGCACUGAGUCUACCCCCUCGGAAACAACCUUCCAAGUCACAAACACAGGAUCUACUCUUUCUCAGCAAUCCACCACCUCAACAUCAGCUUCAGAGAGUACCACUGAAGCAAUGACCUCUUCAGUGUUUAGCUCGAUCAGUGAAGCAAGCACCUCCGAGUCCACGUUCAGCAGCCAAGCCCAAUAUACCACUCAAGGCUCAACAGAGGAAUCUUCAACACAGACAGUUUCACCCCCUGCAGUGGCCACUGCUACAGCCACAGAGGAAACGUCAAGUACCAUAACUCCUGGCCCUUAUCAAGCAUCAAUUUCAACAGAAAGGCAUCUGACUGACGUUUCCGCCACCACGUCCACUACGAUGGAAGCCACCUCAACAAUGUCCACUCUGGAAUCUACAGAAGCAACGUCGACCACACAAACAAGUGAACCGUUGACUGUUUCCACUGAAUCGGCCUCCACAGACACUGCCUCUCUUGCUACUGCAUCUUCAUCUUCCUCAGUGGAGCCAACGACGCAAGAAACCACAGCGACUGGGGCGUCUUCAACCUCUACUGCUUCAACAACAGAGGAAAGCUCGACGUCAGAAAUGGUGACUGACGCAUCCUCAGCUGUAACAGAAACUACAUCUACCACAACAAUUUCUUCUGCCCCAGACACAUCAACCGAGACCUCCACGCUUUCAACUCUGUUGACACCCACCACGAGAGAGACUAUCACCCCAUCAAUCGAACCGACAACAGCUGCUUCCACUCGGACAACAGAGCUCUCCACUGAUACAACAAUGGGAGAAGCGUCCACGGUAUCAGAAGCUAGCACUGACUCUACCCCCUCGGAAACAACCUUCCAAGUCACAAACACAGGAUCUACUCUUUCUCAGCAAUCCACCACCUCAACAUCAGCUUCAGAGAGUACUACUGAAGCAAUGACCUCUUCAGUGUUUAGCUCGAUCAGUGAAGCAAGCACCUCCGAGUCCACGUUCAGCAGCCAAGCCCAAUAUACCACUCAAGGCUCAACAGAGGAAUCUUCAACACAGACAGUUGCACCCCCUGCAGUGGCCACUGCUACAGCCACAGAGGAAACGUCAAGUACAAUAACUCCUGGUCCUUAUCAAGCAUCAAUUUCAACAGAAAGGCAUCUGACUGACGUUUCCGCCACCACAUCCACUACGAUGGAAGCCACCUCAACAAUGUCCACUCUGGAAUCUACAGAAGCAACGUCGACCACACAAACAAGUGAACCGUUGACUGUUUCCACUGAAUCGGCCUCCACAGACACUGCCUCUCUUGCCACUGCAUCUUCAUCUUCCUCAGUGGAGCCAACGACGCAAGAAACCACAGCGACUGGGGCGUCUUCAACCUCUACUGCUUCAACAACAGAGGAAAGCUCGACGUCAGAAAUGGUGACUGACGCAUCCUCAGCUGUAACAGAAACUACAUCUACCACAACCAUUUCUUCUGCCACAGAGACAUCAACCGAGGCCUCCACGCUUUCAACUAUGUUGACACCCACCACGAGAGAGACUAUCACCCCAUCAAUCGAACCGACAACAGCUGCUUCCACUCGGACAACAGAGCUCUCCACUGAUACAACAAUGGGAGAAGCGUCCACGGUAUCAGAAGCUAGCACUGACUCUACCCCCUCGGAAACAACCUUCCAAGUCAAAAACACGGGAUCUACUCUUUCUCAGCAAUCCACCACCUCAACAUCAGCUUCAGAGAGUACUACUGAAGCAAUGACCUCUUCAGUGUUUAGCUCGAUCAGUGAAGCAAGCACCUCCGAGUCCACGUUCAGCAGCCAAGCCCAAUAUACCACUCAAGGCUCAACAGAGGAAUCUUCAACACAGACGGUUUCACCCCCUGCAGUGGCCACUGCUACAGCCACAGAGGAAACGUCAAGUACAAUAACUCCUGGCCCUUAUCAAGCAUCAAUUUCAACAGAAAGGCAUCUGACUGACGUUUCCGCCACCAAGUCCACUACGAUGGAAGCCACCUCAACAAUGUCCACUCUGGAAUCUACAGAAGCAACGUCGACCACACAAACAAGUGAACCGUUGACUGUUUCCACUGAAUCGGCCUCCACAGACACUGCCUCUCUUGCUUCUGCAUCUUCAUCUUCCUCAGUGGAGCCAACGACGCAAGAAACCACAGCGACUGGGGCGUCUUCAACCUCUACUGCUUCAACAACAGAGGAAAGCUCGACGUCAGAAAUGGUGACUGACGCAUCCACAGCUGUAACAGAAACUACAUCUACCACAACCAUUUCUUCUGCCACAGAGACAUCAAGCGAGACCUCCACGCUUUCAACUCUGUUGACACCCACCACGAGAGAGACUAUCACACCAUCAAUCGAACCGACAACAGCUGCUUCCACUCGGACAACAGAGCUCUCCACUGAUACAACAAUGGGAGAAGCGUCCACGGUAUCAGAAGCUAGCACUGACUCUACCCCCUCGGAAACAACCUUCCAAGUCACAAACACGGGAUCUACUCUUUCUCAGCAAUCCACCACCUCAACAUCAGCUUCAGAGAGUACUACUGAAGCAAUGACCUCUUCAGUGUUUAGCUCGAUCAGUGAAGCAAGCACCUCCGAGUCCACGUUCAGCAGCCAAGCCCAAUAUACCACUCAAGGCUCAACAGAGGAAUCUUCAACACAGACGGUUUCACCCCCUGCAGUGGCCACUGCUACAGCCACAGAGGAAACGUCAAGUACAAUAACUCCUGGCCCUUAUCAAGCAUCAAUUUCAACAGAAAGGCAUCUGACUGACGUUUCCGCCACCAAGUCCACUACGAUGGAAGCCACCUCAACAAUGUCCACUCUGGAAUCUACAGAAGCAACGUCGACCACACAAACAAGUGAACCGUUGACUGUUUCCACUGAAUCGGCCUCCACAGACACUGCCUCUCUUGCCACUGCAUCUUCAUCUUCCUCAGUGGAGCCAACGACGCAAGAAACCACAGCGACUGGGGCGUCUUCAACCUCUACUGCUUCAACAACAGAGGAAAGCUCGACGUCAGAAAUUGUGACUGACGCAUCCUCAGCUGUAACAGAAACUACAUCUACCACAACAAUUUCUUCUGCCACAGAGACAUCAACCGAGACCUCCACGCUUUCAACUCUGUUGACACCCACCACGAGAGAGACUAUCACCCCAUCAAUCGAACCGACAACAGCUGCUUCCACUCGGACAACAGAGCUCUCCACUGAUACAACAAUGGGAGAAGCGUCCACGGUAUCAGAAGCUAGCACUGACUCUACCCCCUCGGAAACAACCUUCCAAGUCACAAACACAGGAUCUACUCUUUCUCAGCAAUCCACCACCUCAACAUCAGCUUCAGAGAGUACUACUGAAGCAAUGACCUCUUCAGUGUUUAGCUCGAUCAAUGAAGCAAGCACCUCCGAGUCCACGUUCAGCAGCCAAGCCCAAUAUACCACUCAAGGCUCAACAGAGGAAUCUUCAACACAGACAGUUGCACCCCCUGCAGUGGCCACUGCUACAGCCACAGAGGAAACGUCAAGUACAAUAACUCCUGGCCCUUAUCAAGCAUCAAUUUCAACAGAAAGGCAUCUGACUGACGUUUCCGCCACCACAUCCACUACGAUGGAAGCCACCUCAACAAUGUCCACUCUGGAAUCUACAGAAGCAACGUCGACCACACAAACAAGUGAACCGUUGACUGUUUCCACUGAAUCGGCCUCCACAGACACUGCCUCUCUUGCCACUGCAUCUUCAUCUUCCUCAGUGGAGCCAACGACGCAAGAAACCACAGCGACUGGGGCGUCUUCAACCUCUACUGCUUCAACAACAGAGGAAAGCUCGACGUCAGAAAUGGUGACUGACGCAUCCUCAGCUGUAACAGAAACUACAUCUACCACAACAAUUUCUUCUGCCACAGAGACAUCAACCGAGACCUCCACGCUUUCAACUCUGUUGACACCCACCACGAGAGAGACUAUCACCCCAUCAAUCGAACCGACAACAGCUGCUUCCACUCGGACAACAGAGCUCUCCACUGAUACAACAAUGGGAGAAGCGUCCACGGUAUCAGAAGCUAGCACUGACUCUACCCCCUCGGAAACAACCUUCCAAGUCACAAACACAGGAUCUACUCUUUCUCAGCAAUCCACCACCUCAACAUCAGCUUCAGAGAGUACUACUGAAGCAAUGACCUCUUCAGUGUUUAGCUCGAUCAAUGAAGCAAGCACCUCCGAGUCCACGUUCAGCAGCCAAGCCCAAUAUACCACUCAAGGCUCAACAGAGGAAUCUUCAACACAGACAGUUGCACCCCCUGCAGUGGCCACUGCUACAGCCACAGAGGAAACGUCAAGUACAAUAACUCCUGGCCCUUAUCAAGCAUCAAUUUCAACAGAAAGGCAUCUGACUGACGUUUCCGCCACCACGUCCACUACGAUGGAAGCCACCUCAACAAUGUCCACUCUGGAAUCUACAGAAGCAACGUCGACCACACAAACAAGUGAACCGUUGACUGUUUCCACUGAAUCGGCCUCCACAGACACUGCCUCUCUUGCUUCUGCAUCUUCAUCUUCCUCAGUGGAGCCAACGACGCAAGAAACCACAGCGACUGGGGCGUCUUCAACCUCUACUGCUUCAACAACAGAGGAAAGCUCGACGUCAGAAAUGGUGACUGACGCAUCCACAGCUGUAACAGAAACUACAUCUACCACAACCAUUUCUUCUGCCACAGAGACAUCAAGCGAGACCUCCACGCUUUCAACUCUGUUGACACCCACCACGAGAGAGACUAUCACACCAUCAAUCGAACCGACAACAGCUGCUUCCACUCGGACAACAGAGCUCUCCACUGAUACAACAAUGGGAGAAGCGUCCACGGUAUCAGAAGCUAGCACUGACUCUACCCCCUCGGAAACAACCUUCCAAGUCACAAACACGGGAUCUACUCUUUCUCAGCAAUCCACCACCUCAACAUCAGCUUCACAGAGUACUACUGAAGCAAUGACCUCUUCAGUGUUUAGCUCGAUCAGUGAAGCAAGCACCUCCGAGUCCACGUUCAGCAGCCAAGCCCAAUAUACCACUCAAGGCUCAACAGAGGAAUCUUCAACACAGACGGUUUCACCCCCUGCAGUGGCCACUGCUACAGCAACAGAGGAAACGUCAAGUACAAUAACUCCUGGUCCUUAUCAAGCAUCAAUUUCAACAGAAAGGCAUCUGACUGACGUUUCCGCCACCACAUCCACUACGAUGGAAGCCACCUCAACAAUGUCCACUCUGGAAUCUACAGAAGCAACGUCGACCACACAAACAAGUGAACCGUUGACUGUUUCCACUGAAUCGGCCUCCACAGACACUGCCUCUCUUGCUACUGCAUCUUCAUCUUCCUCAGUGGAGCCAACGACGCAAGAAACCACAGCGACUGGGGCGUCUUCAACCUCUACUGCUUCAACAACAGAGGAAAGCUCGAAGUCAGAAAUGGUGACUGACGCAUCCACAGCUGUAACAGAAACUACAUCUACCACAACAAUUUCUUCUGCCACAGAGACAUCAACCGAGACCUCCACGCUUUCAACUCUGUUGACACCAACCACGAAAAAGACUAUCACACCAUCAAUCGAACCGACAACAGCUGCUUCCACUCGGACAACAGAGCUCUCCACUGAUACAACAAUGGGAGAAGCGUCCACGGUAUCAGAAGCUAGCACUGACUCUACCCCCUCGGAAACAACCUUCCAAGUCACAAACACGGGAUCUACUCUUUCUCAGCAAUCCACCACCUCAACAUCAGCUUCAGAGAGUACUACUGAAGCAAUGACCUCUUCAGUGUUUAGCUCGAUCAGUGAAGCAAGCACCUCCGAGUCCACGUUCAGCAGCCAAGCCCAAUAUACCACUCAAGGCUCAACAGAGGAAUCUUCAACACAGACAGUUGCACCCCCUGCAGUGGCCACUGCUACAGCAACAGAGGAAACGUCAAGUACAAUAACUCCUGGCCCUUAUCAAGCAUCAACUUCAACAGAAAGGCAUCUGACUGACGUUUCCGCCACCACGUCCACUACGAUGGAAGCCACCUCAACAAUGUCCACUCUGGAAUCUACAGAAGCAACGUCGACCACACAAACAAGUGAACCGUUGACUGUUUCCACUGAAUCGGCCUCCACAGACACUGCCUCUCUUGCCACUGCAUCUUCAUCUUCCUCAGUGGAGCCAACGACGCAAGAAACCACAGCGACUGGGGCGUCUUCAACCUCUACUGCUUCAACAACAGAGGAAAGCUCGACGUCAGAAAUGGUGACUGACGCAUCCACAGCUGUAACAGAAACUACAUCUACCACAACCAUUUUUUCUGCCCCAGAGACAUCAAGCGAGACCUCCACGCUUUCAACUCUGUUGACACCCACCACGAGAGAGACUAUCACCCCAUCAAUCGAACCGACAACAGCUGCUUCCACUCGGACAACAGAGCUCUCCACUGAUACAACAAUGGGAGAAGCGUCCACGGUAUCAGAAGCUAGCACUGACUCUACCCCCUCGGAAACAACCUUCCAAGUCACAAACACAGGAUCUACUCUUUCUCAGCAAUCCACCACCUCAACAUCAGCUUCAGAGAGUACUACUGAAGCAAUGACCUCUUCAGUGUUUAGCUCGAUCAGUGAAGCAAGCACCUCCGAGUUCACGUUCAGCAGCCAAGCCCAAUAUACCAAUCAAGGUUCAACAGAGGAAUCUUCAACACAGACGGUUUCACCCCCUGCAGUGGCCACUGCUACAGCCACAGAGGAAACGUCAAGUACAAUAACUCCUGGCCCUUAUCAAGCAUCAACAGAGGAAUCUUCAACACAGACAGUUGCACCCCCUGCAGUGGCCACUGCUACAGCAACAGAGGAAACGUCAAGUACAAUAACUCCUGGCCCUUAUCAAGCAUCAAUUUCAACAGAAAGGCAUCUGACUGACGUUUCCGCCACCACGUCCACUACGAUGGAAGCCACCUCAACAAUGUCCACUCUGGAAUCUACAGAAGCAACGUCGACCACACAAACAAGUGAACCGUUGACUGUGUCCACUGAAUCGGCCUCCACAGACACUGCCUCUCUUGCUACUGCAUCUUCAUCUUCCUCAGUGGAGCCAACGACGCAAGAAACCACAGCGACUGGGGCGUCUUCAACCUCUACUGCUUCAACAACAGAGGAAAGCUCGACGUCAGAAAUGGUGACUGACGCAUCCUCAGCUGUAACAGAAACUACAUCUACCACAACCAUUUCUUCUGCCACAGAGACAUCAACCGAGACCUCCACGCUUUCAACUCUGUUGACACCAACCACGAAAAAGACUAUCACCCCGUCAAUCGAACCGAAAACAGCUGCUUCCACUCGGACAACAGAGCUCUCCACUAAUACAGCAAUGGGAGAAUCGUCCACGGUAUCAGAAGCUAGCACUGAGUCUACCCCCUCGGAAACAACCUUCCAAGUCAAAAACACAGGAUCUACUCUUUCUCAGCAAUCCACCACCUCAACAUCAGCUUCACAGAGUACUACUGAAGCAAUGACCUCUUCAGUGUUUAGCUCGAUCAGUGAAGCAAGCACCUCCGAGUCCACGUUCAGCAGCCAAGCCCAAUAUACCACUCAAGGCUCAACAGAGGAAUCUUCAACACAGACGGUUUCACCCCCUGCAGUGGCCACUGCUACAGCCACAGAGGAAACGUCAAGUACAAUAACUCCUGGCCCUUAUCAAGCAUCAAUUUCAACAGAAAGGCAUCUGACUGACGUUUCCGCCACCACGUCCACUACGAUGGAAGCCACCUCAACAAUGUCCACUCUGGAAUCUACAGAAGCAACGUCGACCACACAAACAAGUGAACCGUUGACUGUUUCCACUGAAUCGGCCUCCACAGACACUGCCUCUCUUGCCACUGCAUCUUCAUCUUCCUCAGUGGAGCCAACGACGCAAGAAACCACAGCGACUGGGGCGUCUUCAACCUCUACUGCUUCAACAACAGAGGAAAGCUCGACGUCAGAAAUGGUGACUGACGCAUCCACAGCUGUAACAGAAACUACAUCUACCACAACCAUUUUUUCUGCCCCAGAGACAUCAAGCGAGACCUCCACGCUUUCAACUCUGUUGACACCCACCACGAGAGAGACUAUCACCCCAUCAAUCGAACCGACAACAGCUGCUUCCACUCGGACAACAGAGCUCUCCACUGAUACAACAAUGGGAGAAGCGUCCACGGUAUCAGAAGCUAGCACUGACUCUACCCCCUCGGAAACAACCUUCCAAGUCACAAACACAGGAUCUACUCUUUCUCAGCAAUCCACCACCUCAACAUCAGCUUCAGAGAGUACUACUGAAGCAAUGACCUCUUCAGUGUUUAGCUCGAUCAGUGAAGCAAGCACCUCCGAGUUCACGUUCAGCAGCCAAGCCCAAUAUACCAAUCAAGGUUCAACAGAGGAAUCUUCAACACAGACGGUUUCACCCCCUGCAGUGGCCACUGCUACAGCCACAGAGGAAACGUCAAGUACAAUAACUCCUGGCCCUUAUCAAGCAUCAACAGAGGAAUCUUCAACACAGACAGUUGCACCCCCUGCAGUGGCCACUGCUACAGCAACAGAGGAAACGUCAAGUACCAUAACUCCUGGCCCUUAUCAAGCAUCAAUUUCAACAGAAAGGCAUCUGACUGACGUUUCCGCCACCACGUCCACUACGAUGGAAGCCACCUCAACAAUGUCCACUCUGGAAUCUACAGAAGCAACGUCGACCACACAAACAAGUGAACCGUUGACUGUGUCCACUGAAUCGGCCUCCACAGACACUGCCUCUCUUGCUACUGCAUCUUCAUCUUCCUCAGUGGAGCCAACGACGCAAGAAACCACAGCGACUGGGGCGUCUUCAACCUCUACUGCUUCAACAACAGAGGAAAGCUCGACGUCAGAAAUGGUGACUGACGCAUCCUCAGCUGUAACAGAAACUACAUCUACCACAACCAUUUCUUCUGCCACAGAGACAUCAACCGAGACCUCCACGCUUUCAACUCUGUUGACACCAACCACGAAAAAGACUAUCACCCCGUCAAUCGAACCGAAAACAGCUGCUUCCACUCGGACAACAGAGCUCUCCACUAAUACAGCAAUGGGAGAAUCGUCCACGGUAUCAGAAGCUAGCACUGAGUCUACCCCCUCGGAAACAACCUUCCAAGUCAAAAACACAGGAUCUACUCUUUCUCAGCAAUCCACCACCUCAACAUCAGCUUCACAGAGUACUACUGAAGCAAUGACCUCUUCAGUGUUUAGCUCGAUCAGUGAAGCAAGCACCUCCGAGUCCACGUUCAGCAGCCAAGCCCAAUAUACCACUCAAGGCUCAACAGAGGAAUCUUCAACACAGACGGUUUCACCCCCUGCAGUGGCCACUGCUACAGCCACAGAGGAAACGUCAAGUACAAUAACUCCUGGCCCUUAUCAAGCAUCAAUUUCAACAGAAAGGCAUAUGACUGACGUUUCCGCCACCAAGUCCACUACGAUGGAAGCCACCUCAACAAUGUCCACUCUGGAAUCUACAGAAGCAACGUCGACCACACAAACAAGUGAACCGUUGACUGUUUCCACUGAAUCGGCCUCCACAGACACUGCCUCUCUUGCUACUGCAUCUUCAUCUUCCUCAGUGGAGCCAACGACGCAAGAAACCACAGCGACUGGGGCGUCUUCAACCUCUACUGCUUCAACAACAGAGGAAAGCUCGACGUCAGAAAUGGUGACUGACGCAUCCUCAAUCGUAACAGAAACUACAUCUACCACAACAAUUUCUUCUGCCCCAGAGACAUCAACCGAGACCUCCACGCUUUCAACUCUGUUGACACCCACCACGAGAGAGACUAUCACCCCAUCAAUCGAACCGACAACAGCUGCUUCCACUCGGACAACAGAGCUCUCCACUGAUACAACAAUGGGAGAAGCGUCCACGGUAUCAGAAGCUAGCACUGAGUCUACCCCCUCGGAAACAACCUUCCAAGUCACAAACACAGGAUCUACUCUUUCUCAGCAAUCCACCACCUCAACAUCAGCUUCAGAGAGUACUACUGAAGCAAUGACCUCUUCAGUGUUUAGCUCGAUCAGUGAAGCAAGCACCUCCGAGUUCACGUUCAGCAGCCAAGCCCAAUAUACCAAUCAAGGUUCAACAGAGGAAUCUUCAACACAGACGGUUUCACCCCCUGCAGUGGCCACUGCUACAGCCACAGAGGAAACGUCAAGUACAAUAACUCCUGGCCCUUAUCAAGCAUCAAUUUCAACAGAAAGGCAUCUGACUGACGUUUCCGCCACCAAGUCCACUACGAUGGAAGCCACCUCAACAAUGUCCACUCUGGAAUCUACAGAAGCAACGUCGACCACACAAACAAGUGAACCGUUGACUGUUUCCACUGAAUCGGCCUCCACAGACACUGCCUCUCUUGCUACUGCAUCUUCAUCUUACUCAGUGGAGCCAACGACGCAAGAAACCACAGCGACUUGGGCGUCUUCAACCUCUACUGCUUCAACAACAGAGGAAAGCUCGACGUCAGAAAUGGUGACUGACGCAUCCUCAAUCGUAACAGAAACUACAUCUACCACAACAAUUUCUUCUGCCACAGAGACAUCAACCGAGACCUCCACGCUUUCAACUCUGUUGACACCCACCACGAAAGAGACUAUCACCCCAUCAAUCGAACCGACAACAGCUGCUUCCACUCGGACAACAGAGCUCUCCACUGAUACAACAAUGGGAGAAGCGUCCACGGUAUCAGAAGCUAGCACUGAGUCUACCCCCUCGGAAACAACCUUCCAAGUCACAAACACAGGAUCUACUCUUUCUCAGCAAUCCACCACCUCAACAUCAGCUUCAGAGAGUACUACUGAAGCAAUGACCUCUUCAGUGUUUAGCUCGAUCAGUGAAGCAAGCACCUCCGAGUUCACGUUCAGCAGCCAAGCCCAAUAUACCAAUCAAGGUUCAACAGAGGAAUCUUCAACACAGACGGUUUCACCCCCUGCAGUGGCCACUGCUACAGCCACAGAGGAAACGUCAAGUACAAUAACUCCUGGCCCUUAUCAAGCAUCAACAGAGGAAUCUUCAACACAGACAGUUGCACCCCCUGCAGUGGCCACUGCUACAGCAACAGAGGAAACGUCAAGUACCAUAACUCCUGGCCCUUAUCAAGCAUCAAUUUCAACAGAAAGGCAUCUGACUGACGUUUCCGCCACCACGUCCACUACGAUGGAAGCCACCUCAACAAUGUCCACUCUGGAAUCUACAGAAGCAACGUCGACCACACAAACAAGUGAACCGUUGACUGUGUCCACUGAAUCGGCCUCCACAGACACUGCCUCUCUUGCUACUGCAUCUUCAUCUUCCUCAGUGGAGCCAACGACGCAAGAAACCACAGCGACUGGGGCGUCUUCAACCUCUACUGCUUCAACAACAGAGGAAAGCUCGACGUCAGAAAUGGUGACUGACGCAUCCUCAGCUGUAACAGAAACUACAUCUACCACAACCAUUUCUUCUGCCACAGAGACAUCAACCGAGACCUCCACGCUUUCAACUCUGUUGACACCAACCACGAAAAAGACUAUCACCCCGUCAAUCGAACCGAAAACAGCUGCUUCCACUCGGACAACAGAGCUCCCCACUAAUACAGCAAUGGGAGAAGCGUCCACGGUAUCAGAAGCUAGCACUGACUCUACCCCCUCGGAAACAACCUUCCAAGUCACAAACACAGGAUCUACUCUUUCGCAGCAAUCCACCACCUUAUCAGCUUCAGAGAGUACCACUGAAGCAAUGACCUCUUCAGUGUUUAUGUCGACCAGUGAAGCAAGCACCUCCGAGUCCACGUUCAGCAGCCAAGCCCAAUAUACCACUCAAGGCUCAACAGAGGAAUCUUCAACACAGACAGUUUCACCCCCUGCAGUGGCCACUGCUACAGCCACAGAGGAAACGUCAAGUACGAUAACUCCUGGCCCUUAUCAAGCAUCAAUUUCAACAGAAAGGCAUCUGACUGACGUUUCCGCCACCACGUCCAAUACGAUGGAAGCCACCUCAACAAUGUCCACUCUGGAAUCUACAGAAGCAACGUCGACCACACAAACAAGUGAAACGUUGACUGUUUCCACUGAAUCGGCCUCCACAGACACUGCCUCUCUUGCUACUGCAUCUUCAUCUUCCUCAGUGGAGCCAACGACACAAGAAACCACAGCGGCUGGGGCGUCUUCAGCCUCUACUGCUUCAACAACAGAGGAAAGCUCGACGUCAGAAAUGGUGACUGACGCAUCCUCAACAGAAACUACAUCUACCACAACCAUUUCUUCUGCCACAGAGACAUCAACCGAGACCUCCACGCUUUCAACUCUGUUGACACCAACCACGAAAGAGAUUUUCACACCAUCAAUCGAACCGACAACAGCUGCUUCCACUCGGACAACAGAGCUCUCCACUGAUACAACAAUGGGAGGAGCGUCCACGGUAUCAGAAGCUAGCACUGACUCUACCCCCUCGGAAACAACGUUCCAAGUCACAAACACAGGAUCUACUCUUUCUCAGCAAUCCACCACCUCAACAUCAGCUUCACAGAGUACCACUGAAGCAAUGACCUCUUCAGUGUUAAGCUCGGCCAGUGCAGCAAGCACCUCCGAGUCAACGUUCAGCAGCCAAGCCCAAUAUACCACUCAAGGCUCAACAGAGGAAUCUUCAACACAGACGGUUUCACCCCCGGCAGUGGCCACUGCUACAGCCACAGAGGAAACGUCUAGUACCAUAACUCCUGGCCCUUAUCAAGCAUCAAUUUCAACAGAUAGGCAGCUGACUGACGUUUCCGCCACCAAGUCCACUACGAUGAAAGCCACCUCAACAAUGUCCACUCUGGAAUCUACAGAAACAACGUCGACCACACAAACAAGUGAAACGUUGACUGUUUCCACUGAAUCGGCCUCCAUAGACACUGCCUCUCUUGCCACUGCAUAUUCAUCUUCCUCAGUGGAGCCAACGACGCAAGAAACCACAGCGACUUGGGCGUCUUCAACCUCUACUGCUUCAACAACAGAGGAAAGCUCGACGUCAGAAAUGGUGACUGACGCAUCCUCAGCUGUAACAGAAACUACAUCUACCACAACCAUUUCUUCUGCCACAGAGACAUCAAGCGAGACCUCCACGCUUUCAACUCUGUUGACACCCACCACGAAAGAGAUUUUCACACCAUCAAUCGAGACCUCCACGCUUAUAUCAUCUACAGAACAAUGUAGCGCAAAAUCAACAAAGGCAAUGUUUUCAUUAGAUAUACAGUGCAACAGUUCUUUGAAGAGUGAAAAUGUCCAACAACUGGGGAUGAUGUUUCAGAAUGAAGUGUUUGCAGAUCUUCCUAACGUCACUGCAGUUGAAGUCUCGGUUGUUGACAACGGUACCCUGCUCAAAGUACACCUGAUAUAUGUGCCUGGACAUAGACAAGACCCCCGCGACAAGCUCAGGUCAACCAACAGUUUAAGAAACUUUCUGGAAUCCAAGGCACCCACGUUUCUUAUUCCCAAUACUUCCUGUGAAGUGAAUGUCUUAACACCUCGUGUCUGUGACAUCGACAAACAGACUUGUCAAGAAAAAUGUGUGGACAUCGGGGUGAACGUCACCUACAACCCAUGUUCCCUAUACAACGCCACGGGGGACUGUAACGACGGGUACUGCAUGGCUAACAACACUGACGCAAUGUGCAGAUGCCCAUCUACUCGCAAUGGUGAGUUUUGUCAGUUCCUAGCAGUCCACGCCCCGAGACCCACCGUCCCUCCAAACGAUGACUACCUUGUCUCCAUCUUUGUUCCUGUCGCCAUCAUGGCCGUGGUCGCCCUUCUAGCAUCGUGCUGUGGACUAGCAAUGUACCGGAGACGUCGACGAAGACGCCGUCCUCCGCUUGAUGACAGCGCCUCGUUCACCAUGCCCACAAGUACCUUCCAACCUCGUUAUACCCGCAACUGGCGCCAGUUCUCUAACUUCGGCAGCAUGUCCAGCAUGGGAGACGCCGACAUCGAGGCACCUUCGUUCCGCGGCUUCGACUACCCCAUCAUCUACCCCCACGACGCCGACGAUGACGACGUCACUGACGUGUUUUCCAGGCAUAGCUCAGACGCCUCCGCCAUUAACCCGGUGUGGUACUUUGAUGCUCUGGACCCGAAUAUUGAUUUUCGAAUCGAUAGGCCUGUAGUGCAGCCAACGCCCCUAAUACCGUACCGUUAAUGUGUCUGACGUUAUGACUGGUUGAAUUCAAGAGAUUUGUGCCAAGUAUUUCGGUUUUCGUCAGGAAGGCUUAGAGACGGGUGUAGGUGAAGAAACGAGGUUUCAUCUCCCGGAAUUGUUUCAAGGUGAACUGACGCCCCCUACCGACGUGGUUCCCAGUCGAUACAGGCUGAAUAUACACAUUUCGCAUGAUCAGCCGGAGGAACGCAAUAAAACAUUGUCAGGACAGAAACAGUUCAUAUUCAUCAUUCAGAGUCUCAUCACAAGUAGAAGAUUCCGGUGACAAGGCAGACGUGGUACCAAUUAUAUGUGGCUCAAGUCACAUUGUGCGCCAUGCUGUCCAUUGAGUGUAAUAGUAAAUAGGUGUCUCCAAGCGCCAAAGGCAAAAUAGUGGUGACGGUCAUAUGAAUGAAUCACUGAAAAUCAGUGAUGACACCAGGUGUUUGCGAAAGAGAAAGUAUAUCCGGUAAUUAAGGAAUAUCAUGAUGUUUAUUUUUAUUUGUUGGGAGAUCUGAAGGACUGUUAAUCCAUGCACACAUCGGAUGUUAACAUCAA